CGCGCGGACGCAACCGUUAUUUUCGGGACGCUUUUCACUUCUUUUCAAAUAAACUUUAGUAUUAUAAUUAUUACUUUAGUAAAUCUCCCUGGAAUUAAUUUUAAAAAUUAAACAACAAAUUUAAUAAACAAUAACAGUCUUGUUUAGUAAAUACUUACCAACUGAUAGUGAAAGUGAAGAAAUUUCUAACCUAGAAAUUUCAAAUCCCAGCGCCUUUUUGUUAGGAAGAAAUCACGGAACGACGCUCACUGCCGGCUAAGGACUCUAGUAUUAUUUUAUCCAGUGUGGUGGUUAGUUGAUUUUAUUUAUAAAAAGGUUGUUGUGCAUUUAUUUAUUUAUUGACACACUAGUUCCGUAAUGGUGAGUGUUGUGUUAAAUGUUAUGGUAUGUAUUAACGUGAUUGAAUUAUUUUUUACUGGACGGGGUUAAAAUGGCGUUUGUACUCUUCGUCCUCCGCGCACCUAUAUCGACCGUGACAAAUAAUUCACCGACGGCGAAUGGAAACGAUUGGCGGAAUUUUUGAAUUUUUUUAUAAUUGAUUUAUUAUUGUAGAACUAUAAUUAUUUUGUUGAACACACUGGUUUCUAGUCCUUACAAGUGGUUAUUUAAGUGUUUGUGUUGUGUUACAAGGAUUUCUUCUUUAACAAGACGCCCGAAGCUAAAGAGAUUCUCAAGGAGGGUGGAGUACCAGGGAAACAAAAACCCGAAGGAACCGAGUGAAAAAGCGUUAAAGUAAUGCCACUACGGUACCUGGGAUAACUUGAGGCCAGAAGUAAAGGAAAGCAACACCAACAACACCGUAGUGUACAGCUGUAUCAGAAAUAAGAAGGUGGAAGGAAGGUGCAUAAGGUGUGUUGAGCCUUAACACUGUUGAGAUGCGACGGAUCCGCUUCGUCAUUAGUCGACGAGCCUAAAAACUAACCCGAGUCGAGACACAUAUAUAAAACUGAGCACCCAUACUACAUUAAGAGUGCAACUCUAAAGCAAACCCAGUAAAAGUUAAACACAUCUCACCCGCAGUCUUUGUCGUCUGCGUGCGUCGGCGGUAGAUGUUCCUACGUCCUGCGGUGAAGCCGUACAUACGGCUAGACGUCACCAGUACAACAGGAAAAACAAAAACAACAGCUACAGCCCACCAAUUGCUGAAGCUGAACCUGGUGCUGGAGUUGUUAUUGUUAUUGUCGCCGUAAAAUUGUAGGAUGCGCUUAUAGUGGUUGGAUAGUUAUUAUUGUGAUUAUUGUUGAUUCUGUUUGUGAUAAUUAAUAGCUAAAUAUAUAUUAGGAAAAUUAUUUGGUGAACAAAACCUUGAUACAGACCUUGAUUAGGUCUACUUAAGUUUUGAGGCAAUGAGGAGGAGAGAGUGACGCCAAUUGAUCGCGAGUGGACGCCAUUGAUAACGAGGAAUGCUUGCCCCAUGCAACAUGGCGGCUCGUCUCAUUUGCGGCACCUGUCUUGUCGCCUUCUUCAUUCUUCUUUGCCUCGGGAUUACCACCGCUGAACAAGUUGUUCUGCUGGAUACCACCACUGAAGAGAUUCUCGACUGGACCAAGUUCCCCUACGGACCGCAAGCCACGACGCCUGGCUGGGUGGAGGAAUCCUUUACCAACUUCGACAAGGGUAUAAACUGGAGAAGUUAUGUUGUUUGCGAUGUCGCCUACAACAACGUCAACAACUGGCUUUGGACGCCCUUCAUAGAACGUGGUCCGGCCAAUCGUAUGUACAUUGAGAUCAAGUUUACUACAAGAGACUGCUCCUUGUUCCCGGGUAAUGCACUUAGCUGCAAGGAGACAUUCUCUCUGCUCUACUACGAGUUUGAUGCCGCCACCAAAGAACCUCCGCCAUGGGAACCUGAAAGUUACAAGUUGAUAGGUCGCAUAGCCGCGGGCGAGGGAAGAUUCAACACAAACACCGAAGUUAUAAUAAACACCGAAGUUAAAUCAAUACCAGUGACUAAGAAAGGAGUGUACUUUGCAUUCCGGGACCAGGGGGCUUGUAUAUCCAUCCUGGCAAUAAAAGUCUACUACAUAAGUUGUCCAGAGGUGUCUGUUAACUUUGCCCACUUUCCGGCAACGCCAACUGGCCGUGAAGUUGCCCUGAUAGAGCAAACUAUUGGCACGUGCGUUGCAAAUGCCGUGGAAAUAGACCAACCAACUUUCCUCUGCAAAGGAGACGGAAAGUGGUACUUGCCAUCUGGAGGAUGCCACUGCAAACCCGGUUAUCAAGCCGAUGUCGAGAAGCAACAGUGCACUGAGUGUCCUAUUGGCAAGUUCAAGCACGAGGCUGGCUCUCAUACGUGUGAGAAGUGUCCUGCACAUAGCACUGCUCCCGAUUAUGGAUUUGUCGAGUGCCGAUGCGAUGUCGGAUACUUCAGAGCGCCAAAAGACCCGAGGAAAAUGCCAUGCACGCAGCCACCAUCAGCCCCGCAAAACCUGACAGUGAAUUUCGUGGAUCAAUCUACGGUAAUUUUAUCCUGGAAUGCGCCUUAUCAGCAGGGAGGAAGACUUGAUACCACUUACAGGGUUGUCUGCGACGCCUGCAGCACCGGAGUCAAGUAUAUUCCCAAUACUGAAAUCUUCAACGACACGAAGAUCACCAUCACCGGAUUAAAUGCAGUUACGACUUAUCGGUUUCAAGUGUUUGCCGAGAACGGUGUAUCACCGAUGGCGGGCCGUUCUGAGUAUGUAGAUAUUACCGUGACAACCGAGGCAAGUGUACCGAGUCUCGUCAGCAAUGUUAGGAUUACUAGCGUCAAGAGUUCCGAGCUCAGCAUCAGUUGGGAUGCUCCCAUUACUGAAUUAGGCGAGAGUGAUAUUGUUGAACGUUAUGAAGUAAAAGUAUAUCCCCGAUUUGACGACGCAAUAAACGCAACGAUAGUGCAAACACACGAUUUAUCAGCAACAUUCAAAGGUUUGCGCCCGGCAACCGAUUACGCGAUCCAGGUGCGAGCCAAAACGACCCGCGGAUGGGGCGAGUACACACCAGUGAUCUACAAAAAGACAAACCAUGCAAUGGGACUAGACUAUGUCGGUGAUGACGACAACAUGCAGGUGCGCAUAAUCGCUGGCGCUAUAGUCGCAGUGGUGGUCUUGCUCGUGAUAAUAAUUAUCAUGACUGUCCUCUUUCUCAGAAGCAGAGCCUCUGAUGAAUGCAACAAGAAACAGCCGAGCGAUUGCGACACACUUGAAUACAGAAAUGGCGAAGGACUAGUUGUGACCUACAUGCACUGCAAAAUGGACAGUUCACCGAUUGUGACAACUCAUACCAAUAACAAGAGCAAGUCCUCGCUGACUACGCCACUAUUCACGCCUGCAGUGGGUGUUACCGCGGGGGCAGGUAACGCCAGUGGCACUAGUGCACGAAGUUACGUUGAUCCACAUACAUACGAAGAUCCUAAUCAAGCGGUACGUGAAUUUGCACGUGAAAUAGACGCUGGUUACAUAACGAUUGAAGCAAUAAUUGGUGGCGGAGAAUUCGGCGAUGUGUGUCGCGGAAAAUUGAAGCUACCACCUGACGGCCGCGCUGAGAUAGACGUGGCUAUAAAAACCCUGAAACCCGGCUCGGCUGACAAAGCCCGGAAUGAUUUCCUGACGGAAGCAUCGAUAAUGGGCCAGUUCGAGCACCCCAAUGUGAUAUUCCUCCAAGGCGUAGUGACUAAGAGUAAUCCGGUGAUGAUCAUCACCGAGUUUAUGGAGAACGGUAGCCUAGACACUUUUCUACGUGCCAACGACGGCAAAUUCCAGGUCCUCCAGCUCGUAGGGAUGCUAAGGGGCAUCGCCAGCGGGAUGCAGUACCUCGCUGAGAUGAACUAUGUCCACCGAGACCUAGCAGCCAGGAACGUCCUCGUCAACGCCGCCCUGGUUUGCAAAAUCGCCGACUUUGGGCUCAGUCGCGAAAUCGAGAGUGCCACGGAAGGAGCCUAUACAACACGGGUUAGUAUGGGAGGAAAAAUACCAGUCCGAUGGACAGCUCCAGAAGCGAUAGCAUUCAGAAAAUUCACGAGUGCAUCGGACGUGUGGAGCAUGGGCAUUGUGUGCUGGGAAGUAAUGUCAUACGGCGAGCGACCAUACUGGAACUGGUCCAAUCAAGAUGUGAUAAAAUCCAUCGAGAAAGGCUACAGAUUACCGGCACCCAUGGAUUGUCCGGAGGCUAUUUAUCAGCUGAUGCUUGACUGCUGGCAGAAGGAACGUACACACCGGCCUACCUUCGCUAACCUUACGCAGACGCUGGAUAAACUCAUCAGGAGUCCGGACACGCUCAGGAAAAUCGCUCAGAACAGUGUGAGGCCGCCAGCACACAACCCUUAUUACGUGACAAGCCAAUCGAUGAAUUCUGGUUUAGUCCAAGGUCCAGGACAAUUUGUUGAUGUAUCUGGGGGCCAUCAGGCCCAAUCAUCAGCAACGAUUGCCGUUCCAGUAAUGCCAGCGGGAGCCGGACGUAGUCUACACUAUCACACACAUGCAGCAACACACGCAUUACCACAUCAGUCACCAUUAACUUACCCCAAUUGGGUUCCUUUUUCCCAUUUUGGCUGAUAGUUGUGUUACUUUUUUUUUUAAUUAUGUUUUAUAGUUAUCAGUCACUUCACUACUGUACUGUACACAAAUCGCUGUUUAGUUUUAAAUCCAUUCUGGGAAAUCAAUUAUCUGUCAUCACUCGUCGUAUAUCAUCUUUUUGUCCGUAUGUAAUCAUAUACGGAGUAUAUGUGAUGCAUAUAUGACCACUUGUGGUCAUAUUAUUAUUAUAAUUAUUAACAAAAGACUUGAAUUUUCACGUAUUAGCUAUAUGUGACACUUUAUGACCAUAUAUGAUCACACAAGACCAUAAACAUACAUUAACAUAUGUGAUCUCAGAAGGUGUAUCCAAUUAUAAAAGACUUAAUUUUUCACAUAUUAGCCAUAUGUGACACUAAAUGAACAUAUGUGAUCAUAUAUGGAGUAUUUGUGAUGCAUAUAUGACCACUUGUGGUCAUAUCAAGUUAUAUUAUUAAUAAAAGACUUAAAUUUUCACAUAUUAGCCAUAUGUGACACUUUAUGACCAUAUCUGACCAUAUAUGAUCAUAUAUAGCCAGAUAUUAACAUAUGUGAUCAUAUGAAAGGGUAUCAAAUUAUAAAAGACUUAAUUUUUCACAUAUUAAGUAUAUGUGACACUAUAUGAUCAACUGUGACCAUAUAUGAUCACAUAUGACAAUAUUUGAUGAAUAUAUGACCAUUUAUGGCCAUAUAUAUAGCUAAAUUCUUUUAUUUACGAACACAUAUGCUAACAUGUGAUCAUAUAUGAUCACAUAUGGGCGUUUAUGAACAUAUGUGAUCAUAUGGAGAUAUAUCCAAGCAUUAAAAACUUUAUUUUUCACAUACAAAUCAUAUAUGACCAUAAAUGAUCACAUAUGGCCAUACAUGAUGAAUAUAUGACCAUUUAUGGUCGUAUAUACAGCUUAAUUUUAUCAUAAAAGACUUAAUUAUUCACAUAUUAAGUAUAUAUGACACUAUAU
Molecule: messenger RNA, 5488 nt
Organism: Cotesia glomerata
Lineage: Eukaryota; Metazoa; Arthropoda; Insecta; Hymenoptera; Braconidae
Gene: Eph
Product: ephrin type-A receptor 4-A
Exons: 16
Coding region: 1404-4532 (1042 amino acids)
Biological process (GO): axon guidance; protein phosphorylation; cell surface receptor protein tyrosine kinase signaling pathway
Cellular component (GO): neuron projection; plasma membrane
Molecular function (GO): protein binding; ATP binding; transmembrane-ephrin receptor activity
Source: RefSeq, a predicted model, not a curated record